Messenger RNA from Megalopta genalis, 8695 nucleotides. The record is from RefSeq and is a predicted model, not a curated record. NCBI's taxonomy places the organism in Eukaryota, Metazoa, Arthropoda, Insecta, Hymenoptera, Halictidae.
CUUUCGGUUUGGGAGACAUUUUUGGGGCAUCCUGUAUUUCGACGGGCGUCGGAAGGUGCAUCAUUAUUACCAGGGUCAGGUAAAUUUGGCAGAGUUUGAAACUGGAAGAAAAGACUAUGGACCCCCUUUAUCUAUCGUUCUCGUUCGAACGGUGAACUCGAGGUUGACUCGAGGGUUGAUUUUGAACGAGGUUCGAUCAAGUCGUUGGCCCGUAGUAAGUAAAAAUAUUCUCGUUUCAGAGGUAGCCCGCUGGAAAAUGGCGUCGAGUGAGGACGGAGAUUUGAUCGAUCUCGGCAACGAGGACCUGUGCGUGCCGCGGGUACCGUUUACAGAGACGUUGCCCGAGCAGGAGCAUCUUCUGGACGUGUGUCCGCCGAAGCUGGAGGAGACCCUCUCGCUGACCAGAAAGCAGGAGCAAAUGCAGAACGUGAAUGACAGCAGCGACGUGCUGGUCACCUUGGGCCACGACCAGGUGAUGCCAAUCCGCAAGAGGAUCGACGUGGUCUCGUCCGACACGAUUAAGAGGGUCCGCGACAUCACCAGAAAUUUGGAGCCGGUGAUAAGAAAGACUCGGCCGGAGACAAACAAGGAACCCCACGACACUGUGGACCAUGGAAACGCAACCACGAGAAAUCUGAAAAACGACGAUUGUCCGAGCUCUGACAGGGCCACCGGCAGGACCACCGACAACGCCUCGGACAAGGCCUCCAGGGGUCAUCAGGAGGACGAAACCUUCGAGGCGCAAGAAAUUAGCAAUGCUUUCGAUUUCCUCGCGGAACACGAGGACGUCGAGCUCGACCAACUGGACGAGCUCGACCCGGAAUACGAUCGCUGCGACACGCUCGAAGAUCCUCCGCUGUUGACGGGACUCUCCGCGCGAAGCGGCCCCGAAAACGAGGACCUGUUGAGUUGCCAUCGCGCUUCUUCUUCGACGACGUUCAACCGGAAACCACCGGACAAGUACUUUCUCCGCGACAAUUUCCACGUUGCCGAGAAAAGCAAGCCGACGUUCGAGUUGUCCUCGGGCGACGCCGCUUUGAAAAGCGCAAGCUGCGCCGACUCCGUUGAUCGGGAGUUCGAGCUCAAGCUCGAGCUUGAGCUUGGUCUCGAAACCGGCGGCGGUGUCGCUAUCGUUAAGAAACGCUACCAGAACGGCUCGUUCGGUCGAACGGUCGGGAGAUCGUGUUUCCAGCGUGCGCAUCGCAAAUCGUGGACGGAAAGCGGUAGUCCCAAAAAUGAUUCCAAGGAUGCCUUCUUGCGGUUCGAAAGAUCCAGCAGUUUGAGGGACUGCAGCAGCGAGCCGUCGUCUUCUAAAGCUGCUCGUAGGCAGUCCAGCUUUGUUUCAAGAUUUUCCGUGAACGACGAGCUGGACGAAGAGGACACGAACCCCCAGGACGGUUGCUCGGAGUGCUCGGAAGUGGACUGGUCUUGGCUGGAGGAAGUGGAGUGUCCGCGAGCCGCGGAUCCAUCUUCGACGCUGGUCGCGGUUCAAGAAAACGCCGAACACCAUCGUGGAGGGAGCGCAUCCCCCACCAGGGAAACCGCAAGGCGCAAGCGCGGCUGUGAGCACCGUGCUACCGACGCGGGCUGCAGUGCCGCGAUGUCCGUCUCCGGGACGGCAAAGUGCCCGGUGGUGGUCGGCGAUUUAGGAUGGUCGAUCACCUCCUCCGACCAGCUGCCUACCGAUCCCGCCGUGGCGGAGAUCGAUCAUCGCGAUGAAGCGCCGCGCUGUAACGCGAGCAGCGCGACGAGCAACGCGACGAGCAACGAGACCGUCCGCGACAGCAACAACCCCGCCACGCUGGUGAACUCCUGGCUGAGAGCAUCGAUGAGACGUCUGCGACACCUGAGGCUACCGGACGGGUUCGAGCGGCAACACGGUGGCAGCGAUUCCAGUAACCGGCGAGGAUUCGGCGUAAACACGACCGCGUCCGAGAGUGCUAUCGCCUCGGUCGUUUCGACCGCGACCGCGUCCGCGCCGAACUCGUUGCCGGACAUAGCGUUGAUCGCGCCGGAGAUCUUGGCGGCGCAGACAAACGGCACGUCGGGCACCCUUCUGAGGCCGUCCAGCGCCCCUGUCAGAAACGCGAACAGCUCGAGCGCGGUGGCUCUGCGACGGGGCGGCCGACAGCUCGGUGGAAGCCGGCUCCAAGCCGGCAGGGACAGUCGGGAACCGUCCUCCAGGCAGAGUAGCGUUCUGUCGACCACGUCGGGGACGACAACGUGUUCCAGCUCUUUCGGCGAUGCUUCCACCAAUCCACCUUCCAGCACGGUGACCAGUCCGCAGCGUGUCGCUUCCAGACGGAUAUGCGAAAGGCAAAGAGACGUCGACAGGGAUGGAGAUAGAAGGGAAGACGAGGACGAGGACGCAAAUCCAUUGGGAAAGUGGCCGCAUUCUCUCAGCCCUGCAUUGGCUUGCCUCAGUUGUACCCUUGGCCUAUUCAACAUUAGUAGAUUCUCCAUUCUUAGCAUACAAUUCGGAGCGAAUUUCAUUGUACAGUUCCUGAUAUUGUCUUUUGUAUUGGGCAUUCCUCUGUUGACGUUACACGUCUGCCUUGGGCAAAGAUUAGCGGCUGGUUCCGUGGACAUGUGGAAGAUCUCUCCCCUUUUUCAGGGCGUCGGCAUAGCUCUCCUAACUGCACAAGCGUUCAUCGGCAUCUAUAGCAUUGUCGGCGUGUCCUGGAUGUUCGUUUACUUCAGGGAUUCGUUCAUCACGAAGCAGGACAAGUAUCGAUGGGCGGAACCGUUCUCCCUGUACAGAAUAGACAAGCCUGUGCAAAACGCUAGCACAUUGUACAAACUGUACGAAACGGUGCCGGAUUAUUUCAGCGGCGUCGUCCUGCAGAGACACCAUUUGAACGAGUCGAACCCCGGCGUGGUCACCUUAAAGUUCCAGGUCGCCUUCAAUUUGGCCGUCGUCUGGAUGAUCGUGUUCGUCUCUUUGAGCAAAGGUUUAAGAUCCUACGGGAAAGUGGUCUACGUGUUUACACUAAUACCCGUGUUCGGUAUUCUGGUAUUGGGCAUGAAAUUGCUCCGUUUAACGCCACCGGGUUCGAUAUACGAGAUGUUCCCUACCACUGUCGGGGCCGAGUUCUUCAUCAAUGGGAAAUCGUGGGUGGCAGCGUCCGUCGAGGUGUUCCUCACCUGGGGACUGCUCGGCGCGGCCGCUAUGCAGAUAGCAGCUCACAAUAAGCACAAACAUCUUCUGCAACGGGACACGAACCUCGUUAUAAUGUUGACGAUAAUGGUCCUUCUUCUCGCGGCUUUGGUGGCGAACACUUGCGUACAGCUUCUCAAAGAUCAUGGUUACGUCUAUAUUCCGAGCUCGUUCGAGAGAAUAUCGUCGUACGUGUUCUUGAGGCCAGCGAAUCAGCCAGCUCCGCCGGGAUAUAGCAGCACGCCGGAGAGAUUCAUGGCACAUGCGUCAUUUAUCGUCGGCGAACGCGUCACCCGUCCCGGAGCGGAUUUCAGCGAAUCUGGUUAUCAGGCUCUCAGACUCUCCACCGAGCUAGUCCCCGCGAUGUUGGCAUUGCUGGGAACCGAACAAGUUUCUCCGUUCUGGGCAGUCCUUUUUUACUUUGUGCUGAUCCUCUUCGGGAUAGCGCAACAGCUGGCGAUAUGGCACUGCGUGAUAACCGGUAUCAUGGCUAUCAACACGAAAAUGAUGAAACUUUGGGAAACCACUAUCACCUUCUUCAGCUGCGCCUGCGGUUAUAUACUAGGCUUGCCGAUGGCCACUGAGAGACAUUUAUUCGAUCACGUGAAACAUUGCGGAUCGGUGCUGGAAGAAUGUCCUUAUCGGUGCGGCGUCUACGUGCCGAGAAAAGCCAUGGAGGACCAUCGAAGAUCGUGCAACAAGAAUGCUUCGAAGCGGCUCAGCCAGAUCAAGGAUGUCCAGGACACUUUGUGGAGGAACAAGGUGUUCUCUGCGUUAACGUUGCUUCGAGCCGCGAUCCACAACGAGGAGAAGGAGCGCGACCAUCUUCAGGAGAAAUUGAAUCAAUGCGUGCAUCUGUUGCACUCUCAGCAGGGCUCCCUCGACGCGAUACGAUUGGAGAUCCACGAAACGCGACACGACGCGUCGUUGGAGGAACGCUUGAAUCAGUUGGAGAUUUGCUGCGACAACAUGGAACAGCGCAACAACCACAGCUUCCAGCAGAUCUCUCAUCAGCUGAGAUUGCUGCACGACGAUCUGGCGCGCGAGCGUGGCGAGCAAGGCGAACGCGAUCGUGUGCAGAACAACUGGAGCACAGAGUUGAACGAUUUCAAAAGGUUUCUAACCCAAGAGAAGCUGGAGGUCAGCGAAGCCUGGCAGGGACAGCGUCAGUUGAUCCACGACCUCAAGCUGGAACUGGAAAUGCGAUGUAAAAAUUCAAACGAUUUGACGGAACGACAGAAAGUCCUGACGGAGAAAAUAAACGCGCUGGAGGAAGAAUCGCGUGCGCAGAAGGCGACAACGGCGGAACAUCAAUGCGGCAUCAAAGGGCUGAAGUUUCAGGCGAAGGAGAAUCUCAAGUAUCUCGAGGAACUGAUCAAAGAGUAUCAGAGCUCCAAGAAGUCCGAGCUGACCGAUUGUCUGUGCUAUCACGAGUCUUCCAAGCGAUUUCCAACGAACGGUCGGCUAUUGUGGAGGAUCGACCGCUACAAAGAGAAGAUGUCCGAGGCGAAAGAAAGCGGGAGCAUUCUGUAUAGUCCAAGAUUUUCGAACAAAGAAUACGGCUACAAUCUGAGAAUCGAGUUAUAUUUGAACGGUCUAGGCCAAUGGAAGGACCGACACGUGAUCGGUUGCCUUCGCGUGGAAGACGGUGAGUGGGAUCCGCUCUUGGAUUGGCCCUGCAUUCUCCGAGCCGCUGUCACUUUGAGGAACCAAGAGAAUCCGGCCAAUGACGUUAAGAAGCUUGUAAAGGCCGUAGGUCGGGGUAAAACCGACCCGGAAACUGUCAAUAGAGAAUCCGGCAUUUAUAUGUUCAUUCCGCAUACCACGCUGACUCGAUACUCCGGAUACGUCAAGGAUAACGUGAUGUUUCUCGAUAUCCAAGUGACCGAUAUAAGGACCAGCAUAUCUACACAGUCACUGAUAGCAUAACUGGGCAUCCACGUAGUAUAUUAUUUGGAUUACACGAUCGGCGGUUCAUGGUGGAUAAUGAUCUUGUAUCUGGUGCAAGUUGGCGCGGUGUUUGCAGUACGAGGUCGACCACAUAGCGGUGAGGCGGUCGUUGCUGAAUUGUUUCCACCGACCAGUCGGUGUCUCAAGCACUGGGCCGGGCCCCUCUUGUCUUUUACUUGGAACGUUGUGCUGCCUGUUAUCUUUAUGGUACUUGGUAUCACGGUGUUCAAGAACGCUGGGUUUCGUGAACUGUACUCUUAUCGACGCACCACCAAAGACUAUUGGUCGGUGUGGUCGAGGCAGCUGGGAGCUGCUAUACAGCUGAUACCGAUACUAACAAUACCAGCCGUAGCUAUUAUACAGACCUGUCGGUAUUUGAACAGUGGUCCACCGGAUAUAUUUGACAGAAUUCAGCUGCUGUAUCGGCCUUCGUUGGAAACGGACGACCCUCGGGAUAGUCAAACGCACAUUGGAACGGAAACCAGUACCAGUAUCCACGGUAAUGGCAUCGUGUCCGCGACUACGGAAGUACCGUUCGAGGAUCCGCCACCAAAAUACACACCACCGCCCAGCUAUACCACCGCGACCGGGGCGAGCAUCGCGAAGAUGUUGCGGCAGAGUUUUCGAAGAAGCGUGAGACGGAUAGUGAACGUGUUAGGGGAGAGCAGUGCGCCGAGGCAGAGGCCCGCGUUGCAGCCGCCGCCCCCCGAUUAUGCAACGGUCCUCGUCGAGAUGAAUCAGGGAAGACAACGCCAGGACGUUACGAUUCACGUGACCGAUGGAAGAAUUGAGAACGGCGACGGUGAUGUAGACGGUGACGGUGAAGGUGACUGUGACGGCGACGGCGACGGCGACGGCGACGAAGGCAGUGGCGGCGGCGACGACGGUGGUUGCAACGGCAGGACUGCUUCUGUCAGAAGCAACGUCCUCGACAGAAACACCAACAGGCCCAAUACCAUAGACAGGGCGAUGAGGAUCGGCAGCCGUACCGCGUCGGCAGUCGGGUAUUCGGUCGAGCGUAUGCAUUCGACCCUCGAAAGGAAUCGAACCAGACCGUCCACCAUCGGUUCAUCGAGCAGUUCGAACUUAACCGCCGUCGACGUUGCGAACUUACUUCGAAGUAGUAUCAGGAGAGGGACUGCGCGAACACAACAAUCCCUCCGCAGAAGCUUUUGCCACGACGAUCCAACGGCGGCGGCCUCCGUCGAGAAUCUCGUCGAGGCCGCCGCGCCUAUCGGCGAAGAAUCCUUGGUUAUCCCGAAGGACAUGUCUCUAGUCUCCUCCGAUCAACAGGCUGACGUUGAUAACAACGACAAAAAGACUGCCGUGGAAACGGACAACUCCGUUUCUGUGAUAUAGGACUGUCUGUGUAGUUCAAUAAGACUAUCUAGGGCAGAUUUUUAGCUAAGAAAAGACUCCGAGGACAGCUCGCGUUGCUGCUAUCUAUCCUUGAUUUUAUCCGGUCCGUAUCUUAUCGUUUGUUCUUCUCGUUUCAAGGACGUCGUUUGUGUUCCGUUUUGGUCUGUUAAUCCGCUAAUCUACCGAUCCGAGCAGACAAUUCAGGCUGUGCUGCGAGUCGAGCCGACGGAUUGUCGUUAUGGUUUGAACGGUCGAUUCACAUUUUAUCUCGUAGACUGAAUGCAGUAUUUCUUUUUUCCUGUAAAUCUUAUCGCGCCACGUAAUCCCGUGGCUCUGUUCAUACCCUCGUAUCACACGAUGAUUUCGCUGUGCGUCAACGGGAAAUCUGAUAGCGAUAAGCGAGCUCGUGCUUAGACGUUAUAGAUUCGUGGAAUGCAAGUUCAUGGCUGUCAGUUUUAAUGUUUGCGCGUGUUCGGGGAACUUGUUAAUGUUUCAACUCGCUUCGAACCAAUGUAUUUUACAAUUAUUUUCGGCAUUUACUGCUACUGUCUUCUGCAUAAUUUUAUCGUGGCUAAGUAUAUGUAUAAAUAACAUAUCAGCGAAGUGUUAAAAAAAAAGAAAAAAAAUAUUGCACGUUCGGCGUUAAUGCUGUUCGUUAGCGGCAGUAACGGUUGAUACGUGCUUGUGACUGCAUAGUCCGUCCAGCGUUUGUCGAGUACCAUCAUAUUUUCAGUCGACAUGCGUGCAAAUAUUGCGACGCCCAUUUGCCCGGGUACCAACGAAUCAAAUAUACAAGGUUAUGUCAAGGUCGGCUUGUUAAAUAUUUUAAGGGAUCAUUCUACAAACCAAUCGAAAACUAGAAUGAAGAAUAACAAUUUUAUUGUAACGGCUUUGUUUUUCAGUUAUUAACGAUUAAACAUGACCGUUUAUUAGUCGCGCACAAUUCAGCUCUCUGCCUCCAUUGUAGAAUCACCUCUUACAAUAUUUGACACACGUAAUCGAAUAUCCUGUAUAUACAUAUACAUAUGUAUUUUACAACAGAAUUCGGAUUAUCCCAGCAUCCUCGGAAUUGAGAUAGUGUCUGAUAAUUAAUUGCCAGAUAAUUAGUCUACACCUAUAUUUUCUCCUUUAUUAUCACUUCAACUAAAAUAUGGUAAUCGUAGGGUUGUUAAGUCUCAAACUGUUCGUGAUAAUGUUGCGCAUCGAUCUUAUACCAUAGAUUACCAUAAUUAUGUUUAUUUAUGGAUUUUUCAAAAAUAGCCUAUUUGUGGAUCAGGAAACAGUAUCUCACCACAUAGCAGGGAAACGUUAAAUUAAUUCUCUCCUGUAUGCACGAUGCAACGUUUCCGAGAAACGUUAAUUACAGUAAAAUUAGAACAUUGAAAGAUAAAUCAAGGAAACUGGACAGUUCAGGAGAAUCUAUUGCAUCCAUAUUAUACGAAUAUUGCAUCCAUAUAUAAACGAAAAGGAAGAUGAUAACACCGCAAAACAUAAUUAAUUGCUAUCUGAAGUUUGAUUAAUUAUUGUGUUAAUUAAUUCUAUUUCUGCCACUUUAUACAUAUAAUAUGAAUCCAGUAGAUUCUUCAGAACUCUCCACUAGCCCUUGGUUUAGCUUUUAAUACCUUAAUCUUGCUAUAUAAUUAAUGUUUUCCGGCUAUGCGUUUUAGCACUAUUUGGUAAUAGUGUUUCUGGACUACAAACGGGCUAUUCUUUUAAAUAAUCGGAGCUUCCCUUGAUUAUGGCAAUUUGUUUGGUUCGUAUAUAAAUGUUGGAAAGUGUCCCAGAACAUUUCUGUACCCUCAAAAGGAAUUCCUUCCCCGUUAGAUUUCUCUUGUACAAGAGAUUCAAAUAUACAUUGCAGCAGUACACAGUAAUACCAUUAGAAUAACUAGAAGCAAAGCCCGGUCAGAAAAAGAACAAUGUAAAAAAUGUAUUAUUACUAUUAUUAUUACAUAGAUAGAUCAAGAAUGGAAGAGGAACGAAUGAGAGAGAGAGAGAGAGAGAGAGAGAAUUUAGUAGUUGUACAGAGCGCCGCAAAUAUUUUAACUAAAUCUCAUACGUGUAACUGCUAUACCUGAUAUUAUGGACCAUAAUAAAGUUUUUAUGUUCUUUUAUAAUUCUCGACUAUUUCCGUAAUAUCCAAUAUGAAACAGAACUACAAAUGUCAUUGUUUUCUGUUUUAGUAUUUAGUAUCUUGUGUGUAAUUAUAAAAUAAACAAUAAGAAAAGA